UAUUAAUAUGAUUAUAGAAUCAAAUGUACCCUAGAAGAUCAUAGAUUUAUACAAGCCUUACAAAAAAUAGUUUGAAAGUGUUAAACACGUCCUACAAGGGCAUACGUUUUAUUUAGAUUAAAGAUAUAUGCCGAUUGACAUAAGUGAUCUUUUGAUUUAUAAAUUCAGUUGGUCAAGGAGCCUAUGGGUGCGUUAUAUAGGCAAUAGACAAAUUAACAAAUAAGCCUGUCGCAAUAAAGAAAAUAGAAAAAACAUUCAAUCAUCGUUUAUUUGCAAAGAGAACUCUAAGGGAGUUGAAAAUUCUAAGAUUAAUAAGGCAUGACAAUGUAUAAUAAAUGUUUCAAAUGGAAUUUAGGUAGUGGACUUAAAAUAAGUCUUAUUGCCUCCAAGUCGAGAGGAGUUUGAAGAUGUUUACAUGGUGAUGGAUUUAUUGGAGGCUGAUUUAUCAUAGGUUAUAAAAAGUGAUUCAAUUUUAAACGAUGAUCAUAUGCGACUUUUCAUUUACCAAGUGUUAAGAGGAUUAAAAUAUCUCCAUUCAGCUGGUAUUUUACAUCGAGAUUUAGUAAUAUUCAUAAUAAAUUUAGAAACCUAGAAAUUUAUUAUUAAAUAGGAGUUGUGAUGUGAAGAUAUGUGAUUUCGGUUUAGGCAGAGCGACAGCAGAAAAUAUUUAAAAUAAUAUUAUGAUGACAUAUUAUGUUGAGACUAGAUGGUACAGAGCUCCAGAAUUAUUAAUUGGAUAUCAGAAUUACAAUGCGGCAGGUAUAUUUUUAAGUCUUAUUUUCAGUUGAUAUUUGGUCGGUUGGUUGUAUUUUAGCUGAGAUGAUACUAAGGAGACCAUUUUUAAGAGGAGAUUCUACAAAACAUCAGAUCAAGGUGAUUUUUGAAUUAUUAGGAACUCCAAAUGAACAAUAUAUUCAAUCAUUUUCGGAUUUAAAAGUCUAAUAAAAUUUAAGAAAAAUAAUCCAAGAAAAUGGUCAUUAAAAUGGGAUUGGAUUAAAUUAAAUAUUUGCACAUAUUAAUUAAGAUCGUAUUAAGCAAUUAAUAAUUAUUAUAGUCUUGGAUUUAUUGAAAGGACUUUUAAAAUUUGAUCAUAGAGUUCGUUUAACUGCUGCCUAAGCCUUACAACAUUCAUAUCUAUAGAUUUUACACAGCGAAGAAGAUGAAGUAUAUGAGUAAUUCUUAUUUUACUUAAGCCAACAUCUCUUCCGGUUAAUCCCUUAGAAUUCGAGUUUGAAAAAUAUGAAUUGACUAAAGAGUAAUUGAAAGGUAGAGAUAUCAAUAAUUUUCUAGACAUGCUCUAUGAAGAGAUUUUGCUUUAUCAUUUUUCAGAAUUUAGAAAUUAGCACUUCUAAAAACUAUAAUCUGGUCAAUCAUUAAUAGGCCACAUUAUUAACAAUGAAAACGCUAGGAUAAUUGAUCCAAAUGCUGAUGACGAUUUUGAAUAAUGA
Molecule: messenger RNA, 1448 nt
Organism: Paramecium octaurelia
Lineage: Eukaryota; Ciliophora; Oligohymenophorea; Peniculida; Parameciidae
Source: the annotation of a GenBank genome assembly